AUGGAAUCCAAAUUGGCCCUCGCUGACUCGACAACUCAGACAACCUACACUGCACUUUACGCGGCUGGGCAGGGUGGUGGCGGACGUCCAGGAAGACGGUGCACACCGCGGCGGAGGAUAUGGGCUUCCACACAUGCACUCAUGACACGAGUCUAUUCACUCUACAACACACUUGUGGCCUGCCAUGCAUCAACAUUUCAGCUGAAAGAUCUUGGACCUUUACAUUACUUCCUUAGCAUUGAAGUACUCCAUACCUCCUCUAGUCUCCUACUUCAUCAGUCAAAAUACACUGAGGAGCUUCUCACUCGGGGAGGGAUGGCUGAAACCAAAACUGCACCUACUCCCAUGGCUGUCCGUCCGCCGUCCAACUUAAACAACCGUCUCUUUGACAAUUCGACCCUAUAUCAAAGCAUCGCAUUAAAACGGAUUCUUCAUUAUCUAAAGGGUAGCUCACGUCGUGGACUUCUUUUCCAAAAAGGAAAUCAGAAGCUCUCCAUCUACUCCGACUCAGACUGGGCUAACGGCAAGGAUGAUCGUCGCUCCACUACCAGGUAUCUGCUGUUUCUUGGACCAAAUUUAAUCUCUUGGUGCACCAAAAAGCAGACGCGGGACAUUUUCGAUGAGUUGUGA
This is a messenger RNA of Solanum lycopersicum (tomato), 630 nucleotides long. RefSeq lists its product as uncharacterized. Lineage: Eukaryota; Viridiplantae; Streptophyta; Magnoliopsida; Solanales; Solanaceae. The record is from RefSeq and is a predicted model, not a curated record.